This is a messenger RNA of Aspergillus sclerotioniger CBS 115572, 1233 nucleotides long. RefSeq names its product histone chaperone NAP1 (gene nap1). The record is from RefSeq and is a predicted model, not a curated record. Gene Ontology annotation, molecular function: chromatin binding; histone binding. Gene Ontology annotation, cellular component: nucleus; chromatin. The transcript has 5 exons. Bases 1 to 1233 code for a protein of 410 amino acids. Gene Ontology annotation, biological process: nucleosome assembly. NCBI's taxonomy places the organism in Eukaryota, Fungi, Ascomycota, Eurotiomycetes, Eurotiales, Aspergillaceae.
AUGUCUGAGCCCAUCAGGAAUAAGAAGGCGGAAUUCCCCGUGGCCCCGACUCCACAAAACACCCCAGCCAACAAUGCUCCUAUCUCUUCCCAUGCUCAGCAGCCAGGGAUUGCUAGCAUCAAAGAAGAGUCUCUUGACCAUGCUACGGCGGCUUCCCUGUUUGCACGCAACCCCGGGCUUGUUUCAAUGAUCCAGGGAAAAUUGGGAUCCCUUGUUGGCCGCUCUUCAGGCUACAUUGAAUCCUUACCUGUCUCAGUCCGCAGACGUGUCGCUGGCUUGAAGGGUAUUCAGAAGGAACACGCUAAACUGGAAGCUCAGUUUCAGGAAGAGGUCCUGGAACUUGAGAAGAAGUACUUUGCCAAGUUCACUCCUCUGUACCAGCGACGUUCCACGAUAGUCAAUGGAGCCGCGGAGCCUACGGAUGGCGAAAUCGAAGCGGGACAGGGUGAGGAAGAUGAUGACGACUCUAAAGACGAGCCUGAGACCACGAAGGACGAGGAGCAAGAGUCACCAAUCACCGGUAUACCCGAAUUUUGGCUUUCGGCUAUGAAGAACCAGAUUUCUCUUGCAGAAAUGAUCACUGAACGGGACGAAGAUGCCUUGAAGCAUCUCAUCGACAUUCGCAUGGAAUAUCUCGAUCGUCCAGGCUUCCGCCUUAUCUUCGAAUUUUCGGCUAAUGCCUUUUUCACGAACAAGCUCAUCUCGAAGACAUAUUACUACAAGGAAGAGAACGGCUAUGGCGGUGAUUUUAUUUACGACCAUGCUGAGGGCACUAAGAUCGAUUGGAAGGCUGAUCAGGAUCUCACUGUCCGCAUUGAGAGCAAAAAGCAGAGAAAUAAGAAUACGAAACAGACUCGGGUUGUCAAGAUUACCGUUCCCACGGAGUCAUUCUUCAAUUUCUUUUCUCCUCCUCAGCCCCCAACAGAAGAUGAUGACACUGUUGCCACUGAUAUCGAGGAGCGACUUGAACUUGAUUACCAGCUUGGUGAAGAUAUCAAGGAGAAGCUCAUACCUAGAGCCAUUGACUGGUUCACGGGGGAGGCUCUUCAGUUUGAGGAGCUGGGUGAGGACAUGGAUGAAGAUGAAUUUGACGACGAGGACGACGAAGAUGAGGAUGAAGAGGAUGAUGACGAUGAGGAUAGGAGAUCCGACCGGGACGUUGACGAUGAUUCGGAAGAAGAGGAUGGUGCCUCUAAGCCAAAGAAGGAGGCAGCGGAAUGCAAACAAAGCUGA